AUUUGACCAAAAGUAUUUACAAUAAAAUUGUAAAUAUAAUAUUACGUGUUAAUAUUAGUAAGCAUUUUUGGGCAGACGUUGUCGUCGUUUAUCAUUUUAAAAAAAUCAGUAAAUUCUGUUAUCAGUAAUAAACGCUGUAUUGAACCUGACAUUAUUUCGGGGUAAAAAUUAUGUCUCAAUGUUUGUCAUUAACUAUAUGUGUACCAAAAUGUCAUCCAAAUCCGUGCAGUACUUUUUCUGUGACUGAGUAAUAAACAUAUAAAACUUUCAUAUCUAUAAUAUUAAUAGCGGCCGUCGUCGGCGUUCUCAUCCUUGUUAACUUUUCUUCUUUGCGAAUCUCGCAGAAAUCUAAAAUUUUUCCGCCUUAAAAACGAGUUCGUCGUGUUAUUAUUGUUCUGGCCCUACUGAAUCGAACUAAAGAACGAUAAAACUGACAUCACCUUCCGUUGUUUGUCAACGGAUAAAAAAUAACAAAUUCAAAUCAAAUAAAACUGCAACGGUGAACGGCUGACCGCCUACAUUUUACAAAACGACUGUUAUGAAAUUAUUUGUUUAUUUAUUCAAUCCUUUCUGGUUAAAUGUGUUUAUUCAGAAUUUAAUGUUGAUGCUGGUUAUGUGAAAAAGUGUUUUACCAUCAUGUUACAAAAAUGGAAAAGCAUUCUUACCAAUUGGGUAAAUUGUUACUUUAUAGAAAGCGAUGUUAUAGAAUCUCUUGUUAAUCUGGAUGUUCUUCUAAGUAUUAUAUCUCAUUUGCGUGAAAAUCUAAGUUUGGAUGAGUCAAAGUCUUCUUUAUUAGAGGCACACACUGUCGAGGAGUUUAUCCAUGAGAAGUUUCCAGGAUUUCUUUUUACCAAUGGAACUGUUGAAGCUCACACUGAAGAUGAGUUGUACAUGGUGGCAUCACUGUUACUCUUUUUUGUAUGUGUAAAUUCUAAAGAUAUAGAUAUCAAAAGUGCAAUGUGCAAUAAACUGAGUACUGAUGAUCAGGAAGUCAUACUGAAAUUCAGUAAAUGUCUCAUGGAGUGCUCCCCAAUUACAUACAAGGAUGUCCAGACUGCCAUUACUGAUGCAUGCAGGCCUGAUUCUAUGAUAGCUGAGUCAAGCAGUGCUCACACAAUGGUGUCGGAGACCCCACCGGCUCUGCGGUCAUUACAUGGUGAAGUGCGACGGUUGCAGGCAGCACUAGAAGCAGAACGGUUUGACCGUAACUACCUGCAAGAAGAGCUUGCUAGGACUAACCUAAGGGUUGAGAAGCUUUCAAAUGACAAAGAACAGUAUAAACAAGACAUAGUGAAUCUUAAAGCAAAGAUUUCAAUGUGCUGUGGACAAGAAUCUGAAGGUAAUCCUGGGGACAAAGCUACAGAGGGAACUGCAAAACUCAUGAAAGAACUGCAAGAAACUGAAGAACGCUUGGUUGAUACUCAAGGUCAAUUAGAUGAGGCGCUUUAUGAGAGAGACAGUUAUAAAACCAAGGUGAAUGAAUUGAAACAAGAACGCGACAAAUGGCUGGAUUUGAGUCAACAAGAAGCAGCUCGGGUUAUUCAGCUAUCUGAGGAGUUGACCGUGGAGAGGCGACACGUGCUAUCUCUAAAGGAACUGGUGGAAGAACUGCGACAACAUCGGCAACUCAACCGUAUGGACAGCAGCCUGUUGGAGUGCGACGACCCCGACGCCAGUGUGCAUUCUUUGCCACACAACUCUUCAAUUUGUAGUGAAGCAUGUGCUAACGUGGUUGAGGUGCAGCUAAGUGAAGAAAGAGCUAAAAUUGUCCUUCUUCAGCAGCAAAUACAAUCAUUACAGGAGCAGCUAACUGAUUUAACACAAAAGAGCGAAACUGAAAUCCUAACAUUGAAUACAAUUCUAUCUGAGAAAGAUAAUGACAUUUUUAAUUUAAAACACCGUAUUAACGAAGAAAUUGAAGCUAAAAAUAAAUUAGCAACGCAGUACAGUGAUGAAAACAGUAGACUUAAUAACGAAAUAAAUGAAUUAGAACAGAAGCUCAAAGCUAACAAGAAUCAGCACAGGAUAGUACUUGAAUCAAAAAUGCAAGAUAUACAGACUCUCCAAGAGGAAAAGCUGUCUUUGCUUCAAAGUCUGAAUGAUGAAACAACAAAACUGGAAGACUUAAUAAAAAAUCUCAAAUCUGAAUUGGCAACUGAAAGAGACGCGAAAUUUAAACUUAAGGAAGACUACAAUAACCACAUAAUGGAGUUAAACGAGAAAGUUCUGAACAGGAACAAUGAAUUGGUUGAACUUCAAAAUAAUGUGUUUGAAAAGAGUGACCAGAUUGAAAGUCUUCACCUACAAUUGAGAAAAGAGAAGCAGAAAAAAGAAGAUGUAAUAGGAAAAUAUCACAAUGAACUUGAACUUUUUAAUACUAAAAGAACAGAAGCUGAAAGUGUAAUACAACAAAAGAAUGAAGAGAUAAAGAAUCUAAUGGACCGCCUGAACCACAAUUAUAAUUUUACAGAAGGAUUAAACCGGGAAGUAAACAUAUUAAAAGAAAAUAUAACACAACUAACAACUGAUUAUAGUUUAAUGGAAGAGAGCAAGAAUUCUUUAGUAAAAGAAAUAGGAAUUCGGGAUGAUAAAAUAGAUAUAAUAUCUAAAGAAACCGAUAAUAUAAAAAACAUACUUAGUGAAGAAAAAAGCAGUUAUGAAAAACAUAAAAAUGAUUAUGAAGCUAAGAUCAUCGCAUUGAGGAAAACUAUUGAAGAAACUCGUCAAGAAAUUUUACGACAAAAAGAUUCAUACACUGCCGUCCUAGAAAGUAGGGCAAGAGAUAUUCAUACUUUACAGCAAGAAAACCAAUCUCUUGUAGAUGAUCUCAAUGAUGUCAAAUAUCAACUUGAACUUAAAGUACGUUCCUUAGAGGAGAAACUCAUUGAAAAUGAGAAUUUAACAGAAAAAUUGAAGAAUUCCUACGAGUGCCAGAUUGAAAAUCUGAAUGGCAUGGUCACUAAAUUGACAAAUUAUUUAAAAGAUAAAACAUCAGAAUUGGAUACAAUAAAAAAAGAAAAAGAGAGGCUCCAAGAAAUUAUUGACGGCAAUAAUGAGGUGAUUAAAACCUUAGAAGAAGAAGUUAUGUUACAAAAAAGUAACUGUGAAAAGCUAAUCAAUGAGUUUGAGUCUGAAAGAUUGGUUCUCAAAAAUAUGAUAACUGUUACUGAAUCAGUUAUGGAAGAUCAAAGAUUAACUUUAAACGAGACUAUUUCAAAUAACGUGAAAGACAUUGAAGCUCUUAAAGAAGAACUUAAAGAUUGGCAGCAUAAAUAUGCCACUGAGAAGUCUGCAGCUGAUAUUAAGUUACAAGAAAAUAAAGAGAUGUUUGAAAGGGUGAUUAAAGAUCUAUCAGAGGAAAGAAACGUUAAAGAAAAACUGGAACUGAACAGGAAUAAUGAAUUGGUUGAACUCCAAAAUAAUGUGUUUGAAAAGAGUGAACAGAUUGCAAGUCUUCACCUAGAAUUGAGAAAAGAGAAGCAGACAAAAGAAGAUGUAAAAGAAAAAUAUCGCAAUGAACUCGAACUUUUUAAUACUAAAAGAACAGAAGCUGAAAGUUUAAUACAACAAAAGAACGAAGAGAUAAAGAAUCUGAUGCAAUGCCUGAACCUCAGUUAUAAAUCUACAGAAGAGCUAAACGGGGAAGUAACCAUAUUAAAAGAAAAUAUAACACAACUAACAACAGAUUGUAGUGUCAUGGAAGAGACUAAGAAUUCUCUAAUAAAAGAAAUAGAAAUUCGGGAUGAUAAAAUAGAUGAAAUAUCUAAAGAAACUGAUAAUAUCAAAAACAUACUAAAUGAACAAAGAAGUAGUUAUGAAAAACAUAAAAAUGAUUAUGAAGCUAAGAUCAUUGCAUUGACGAAAACCAUUCAGGAAACUCGUCAAGAAAUGGUACGACAAAAAGAUUCAUACACUGCCUUCGUAGAAAGUAGGGCAAGAGAUAUUGAAACUUUACAGCAAGAGAACCAAUCUCUGGUUGAUGACGUCAAAUAUCAACUUGAAUUUAAAGUACAUUCCCUAGAGGAGAAACUCUUUGAUAAUGAGAAUUCAACAGAAAAAUUGAAGAAUUCCUACGAGUGCCAGAUUGAAAAUCUGAAUGUCAUGGUGACUAAAUUGACAAAUUAUUUAAAAGAUAAAACAGCUGAAUUAGAUACAAUAAGAAAAGAAAAAGAGUGCCUUGUAGAAAAUAUUGACAGCAAUAAUGAGGUGAUUAAAACUUUAGAAGAAGAAGUUAAGUUACAAAAAAGUAACUGUGAAAAGCUAAUCAAUGAGUUUGAAUCUGAAAGAUUGGUUCUCAAAAAUAUGAUUACUGUUACUGAAUCAGUUAUGGAAGAUCAAAGAUUAACUUUAAACGAGACUAUUUCAAAUAACGUUAACGACAUUGAAGCUCUUAAAGAGGAACUUAAAGAUUGGCAACAUAAAUAUGCCACUGCAAAGGCAGCGGCUGAUUAUAAGUUACAUGAAAAUAAAGAGAUGUUUGAACGGGUCAUAAAAGAUCUGUCAGAGGAAAGAAACACUAAGGAAAAACUGGAAAAAGAAUUAGAGAAUCAAAAUCAAUAUUUCAUUACAGAAAUAAAUAAACUCAAAGAAGAAAUAGCUACAAAGAACUCUCAAAAACAAAUAUUGGAAACACAAUACAAAGAAUUAACAGCUGUUUUGCAAAAAUGUAGUGAUGAUUAUGCUCUAGUAAAAAAAGAAAAAACAGAGUUGGCUAACAAAGUGAAACUACUUAUGGAAAAAAUGGAAUCUACUUCAUGUCAACUUAAUAACCUGGAAUCGCGGUGUAAGAGCUUAGAACAAGAUUCUCAAAUAUCCCGAAAGGUUAUAACACAAUUGAAAGAUGAAAACAAAACUUUGAAAAACAAAGUGAAUGACUUGAAAAAAGGCAAUGAUACAAAAAUAUCUCAAAAUGAAAUACUGGAAAUUAGAAACAGUGAACUAGAAAGACUUCUGCAGCUUAAUAAGGAAGAUCUGGUGUCAAUGGAAAAACGUAAUAAUGAAUUAAAAAUAGUCAUUGAUUCUCAAGAAACUGAACACAAUGAUAGAUUAAACAAAAUUUUGAUAGAAUAUAAGGACCAGAUUAAAGACUUAGAAAGUACACUGGACGAAAAACAUAAGUUGACAAUUGAAAUAGAAGAGAAGCUGAGAGCUCUGAAUCACCAGGUGGAGGUACUAACGAAAGCUUACGACAGUUUAGAACAAGAAAAAAAUGAAUAUAAACUUACAGUCGAUCAAAUGAAAUCUCAAAUUGCUCAAAGAGAUGGAACAUUAGCAGAAGAAAUAUCUAAAUUAAAAAAAGAAAAUACAGAUUUGAUACGUUUGGUUGAGGAUGAUAAAAAAGUCAUAACACAAUUGAAAGAUGAAAACGAAAUUUUGAAAAAUAAAGUACAUGACUUGAUGAAAGACAAUGAUACAAAAAUAUCUCAAAAUGAAAUACUGGAAAUUAGAAACAGUGAACUAGAAAGACUUCUGCAGAUUAAUAAGGAAGAUCUGGUGUCAAUGGAAAAGAGUAAUAAUGAAUUAAAAAUAGUCAUUGAUUCCCAAGAAACUGAAUACAAUGAUAGAUUAAACAAAAUUUUGAUAGAAUAUAAGGGCCAGAUAAAAGACCUAGAAAGUACAUUGGACGAAAAACAUAAGUUGACAAAUGAAAUAGAAGAGAAAGUGAGAGCUCUGAAUGAUCAAGUGGAGGUACUUACAAAAGCUUACAACUGUUUGGAACAAGAGAAAAAUGAAUACAAACUUACAGUUGAUGAAAUGAAAUCCCGAAUUGCUGAAGAAGAUGGAAAAUUAGUAGAAGAAGUAUCUAAAUUAAAAAAAGAAAAUACAGAUUUAAUUUCUUUGGUUGAGAACGGUAAAAAAGAUCUGGUAUCGAUGGAAAAGCGUAAUAAUGAAUUAAAAAUAGUCAUUGAUUCCCAAGAAACUGAAUACAAUGAUAGAUUAAACAAAAUUUUGAUGGAAUAUAAGGACCAGAUUAAAGACCUAGAAAGUACACUGGAUGAAAAACAUAAGUUGACAAAUGAAAUAGAGGAGAAAGUGAGAGCUCUAAAUGAUCAAGUGGAGGUACUAACGAAAGCUUAUAAUUGUCUGGAACAAGAGAAAAAUGAAUACAGACUUACAGUUGAUGAAAUGAAAUCUCGAAUUUCUAAGGAAGAUGGAACAUUAGCAGAAGAAAUAUCUAAAUUAAAAAAAGAAAAUAAAGAUUUAAUUUGUUGGGUUGAGGAUGAUAAAAAAGUGAUACUAAACUUGGAAGAAGCUAUCAAAAAAGAGAAGGAAUCAAAUGAUUUUGUGAAAUUAAACUUAGGUAAUAAAUGUUCCAUUCUGCAAGAAUAUCAGACCAAAGCAGAGAAGCAGCUAGAGGAUCAAGAGAAAGAAAUUGAUACGUUACAAAAAGAAAUUGAAAUAUUGAAAUGCAAGGUUGAUGAUUAUGAAAAAGAUUUGAAAGAAAAAGAAGAAUGUAUAAAAACUAAAGAUGAGAGAAUGAGUUCUAUGCAACAACAGUUAUUAGAAGAAAAGGAAAAUUUAGUUGCAAUACGAAACGAGUUGGAUGCAAAAGAAGGAGUAGUAUCAGAACUGAAGCAGAGACUCAAUGAUGCCCAUUCUGAAGAUGUGCUUAGAGUUUUAAGGAAUGAAGAGUGGGUUAGAGCUGUGGGCCAAAGAGAUGCUUAUGCUGUUGCUGUGUCUGAAAAGACUGGAAGUCAUAAAUAUGCCAGUCCAUUCGAGAAAGACUACCGCGAGUACCAUCAUCAGGUAGAUUAUACAACUUCAGACCUUGCACAUUCAUCUAUGGACAGUAUUAAGACUAUUUCAGACUUAGAAAAAAUCAUUCAUGACAAAAACAGGACCAUUACUACUCUCCAAAGUGAUAUUACUUAUAUGAAGACACUUGUAGCAGAUUCCGAAAACAAAUUGUUAGACGUUACUAGAGAAUUGGAAAUCAGCAAGGAAAAUUGCCAGCAGCUGUCUAAUCAGCUUAAGAAGAUUGUUCAUCAAAAGAACGAGGAAAUAGCAGAGUUGAAGAAGCAUGUCAACAAAAUGAGCAUCACCGAGAACAGGGCAAGUCAAAUCAUAAAGGUUUCGGCUAAAUAUCAGGCAAUAAUACUAAAGAGAAUAUCUGAAAUUAAAUCUAAUGCUGUCUUGAAGGAAUUGACUAAUUUGGGGAACGCUACUAACGGCGACAACGAGUUGCGGCGGAGCUUGAACGCUGGCACUAUCACUAUGGAGGACCUCGAGAACUUCCUGGAGACAACAGACAAGCAUCUGCGAAGAUGUUCGGAGAAGCAGAUCGCGCUACAGAAGGAGAGAGACAGACUGACCGAAGUGAACAGGAUUAACGAAUCUGAGAUAAUCAAUUUGAAGAAGUUUUUGACUGAGCUAUCUGUGAGCUUUAAGACUUUCAGCAAUGUGAAAGAUUUGUAUACGCAGAAAUUGAGCAGGGUAGUGUCUAUACAACGGACGGUUAGAAGGGAGAUAUUAAGUUUGGACGGUAGGGUUAACGACGCUACUAUGUGCAAGUUAGAACGAGGUUACGCAGCCAUCAUGCAGGAUCUAUCCGAAUGCGUUAUGAACUUGGAGAGAUGGGUGGAGAGGUCCAUAAGUAGGACGAUUUCGACGGAAAGGAUAAAACAGGCGUUUUCGAGCGACGACGACCGCGCGUCUUUGGCUUCGACCACGUUCCAGAACACGAGCUUAGAGGUGCAGCUAGAGGAACUCGAGAGCUCGUUCCAGAAACUUUUAGAAGAAGUGGUUCGCGCACAGAAGGGGGAGGGAGCGAAAGACACGCAAUCAGUCACCGUAAUGGAGGUCCGCGCCGAAUACGAGGACAAACUCAACAGAAUGAAGGCUAAAAUGAAAGAGUUAUACCAAGAGCAGAUGUCGGUUUUCCAAGAGAGGCAAAGGCAUGAGAUAGCGACAUUAGAGCGGGAGUUGAUGAAGACCCGGGAGAAGUUGGCGGAAUCGAGUAAAGCUUACGAGGAGCAUAUCAGGUCACUGACCACGGAGCUGUGGAGAGUGGGUGAGAAAUUCCUGUCCCAGAAGGAUGAACUCGAUUGGGAGAGGAGGAAGCAGCGCUCCGGAUCUCUCAUGUCGCUGCAGCACGUGCAUUCGUCUGGACUAGUUCCACUGAAGGAGGACCACUCCCGCAUCUCCGACGCGCACUCGCUGCGGUCGCUGCCAAUCCAUAACACCAAUACAAAUAAACGAGAAGGGCGCGGCCUCCACAUGUCGGACGAGGAGGGCGAAGUGUUCGACAACCGCUGCCUCAAGGAGCUGGCGACAACCCCCCGCGCCCGCGCCCGCGCCUCCUCCCCCGCGCGCCUCUCCGAGCUGCGCUGGCGCAACUCUUUAUGCCCGCCCCAUCUUAAGAGCUCCUACCCCGCCGAGACGCAGUUCGCGCCCAACGCGGACGAGGAACACAUCAAGUGUAUGGAAGCCGCUUCUCUGGGAGGUCGCAAUCAGAGGAAAGAGGUUGGCAUCACCGCAUACAAGAAACCCGGUCCGCCGACUCCUAGCAAGCAAGCCGGGAGACUGUCCGCUACGGACUCAGAAUUGCGUGAAUCGCUGCGGCCGGAACCCGAGCAGCACACCUUGCGCAAGACUAGCACCCCCUCCCGACUCCUGUCGCUGUUUCGCUCCAACAAGAACGACACUGCUGAGGGCACCCCACGAAAAAGGCUCAGCAUGUUCAGGAAGAAAUUAUAAUUUUAAUGGCACUGUGAUGUAAUGGACAAAUUAUGUUGAAUAAAUUCUUUAAUUUAUUACCUUUUUACAAAGUUGUUUUUGGUAUUUUGAUUAAAUUGAUGAAGUCAACAGUGUCCCUGCUGCGACUGCGCCCCUAUUGAAAAGAUAUUUUUUGAAUAAAAUAUAUUUUUUUACUAACGCCCCUAUUGAAAAGAUAUUUUUGAAUAAAAUAUAUUUUUUUACUAACGGGCGUCUGAGUACACGCAAUUUAAAUUUAAUACAUGUCAAAGAGACGUGUUGUCUAAUUGUGUUGGUAAUAUCGUGACUGCCACAAAUUCUGCCCAUAUCGCGUAGAUUCUUGCUUACGGCAAGGUUUAAUAAAUUGGCCUCCAGUACCCUUAGCACGAACCAAUAUCGAAUUCGAAUAGUUGUAUUCGAUCUCGAUACGCCUCAAAUGUCAAGAAGUUUUGUGUGGAAAAAUUGUACUGGAUUCAUUCUUUACUGAGACCGCAAAUGAAUGCCAACCGCUAACUGAAUCGCCAGUGGGUAAAAAAAUGGCGACCAUACGCAAUGCGGAGUGACCCGCGACUCAUCAUGAGGAUCCGUAAGGAUUGUAGUUGAGAAUAUAGAUUCAUAGACAUAAGGAUUCCAUAAAAUACAGUGUUAAAAUUUUUGUUCUACGACAAUUAUUGACGAAGUUAUGACCAAAUUGCUAAACGAAUUUUCGGCUGGCUGCAUAGUGGCUAUGACGUCACAGAGCUCUGGCGCUCGGGCGCGAGCGUGCGUGGAGUCGCUACUAAAGUUCGACCGGAGUGAACCACGAUCGAGCUCUGUGACGUCACACGUUUCGGCUGCUGGUGAAUAUUGGCUACCACAUAGGUAAUUAGUUGUAAAAUCGCAACGAAUGAACCGAUUGCGAUGAUUUAAAAAAUAUAUUAAUUAAAAAGCCUCUUGGAUACCCUUGAUUUUGAGUUAAUUUGCUGACCUAGUAAUGAUCCUCAUUCAACUGCUGCGGUUUAAAUUUUGUUGCGUUCGGUAGCAAUACUGAAUCGGUACAUGACAUAGGGUGUAUUCCGUAAUAUCUACCAGUAUACUGGCCAGUGCUAAUGACGUCAUAUAUUGACGAAAUAUUAAAAAUAGUGCGAAUAAAGAAGAUUUUUUAUUCACCUCAUCAAUUAAAAGGAAUUCUUUUUGUUCGGAUGCCAUUAUUGUUCUUUAAAUAAAAAAGAAAUAAAAUUCGAAUGCAUCUCACGCACUAUAUAUAACAUGAAACAAACACGCGAAGCGGACGUCCGUACCAUGCUCCCGCUUAAAGCAGCACAGGCCUUUAGUGUGUGACGCGGUAUUCGCAGAGUUUUUUAGCGGAUAGUAUGCCACAAGCGCUCGUAAGCAGCGCGGAAUGCUUAACGGUUUUUCCAUUUCGCACCCGUGAGACUUGCGAGAGGCUAGGUGUGAGGUCCGUUCGUUGGGUUGCCCCUUCAAUGCACCAACGUCUGUAAAUAGAGGUUUUUUUGACUGCGUAAUAAAAAAGGCCUUUAGUGUACGAUGACACGCGGCCGAGUGUUGCGCGCUUUCCGCUUUAUAUGAACGGUCAGUGAUACGAGAAAAAGUUAAAAAAAAAUAUGAUAAAUUGCCUGCUUAACAACUAUCAUAAUGGGAUACAUUGUGGUAGGAGCACCGAGAAAGUAAUUUUUCUGACUUUCACCUCGAAUACAAGAGACUUAUCAUGCUUUAUAAGGGAUAAAAAGGACAGACUGAUAUCAAAUUGCAAAAUACAAAUAGCCAAGUAAAGUGCUGGCAUGAGAUCUCCCCUAACCACUGUGACUUUUGACACGUUACUUCUUAUGACAGAAACAAGGGAUUUGCUUUUCAGGUUUAUUACCUCUUCAUGUUUACCUCACAUUCCGUAAUUGAGAUCUUUUUUGGUUUAUUUCACUGGACUAUAAAGACAAAAUUAAAAAUCAUCAGUCUUAAAAUUAUUUUUAUUUCACAGAAGUACACCACGAGAAUUACUUUAGCACCGAACAUUACAUACAAAUGUACAAAAUUGUGCCUUUUCAUUGAUCACACUAAUUGUUUAAUUAUAACUAUAAAACAUUAAGUCAAUCUUAAAACAACAAAAUAUAGCUUAAUUACCAUAAGUAUUUGCAAUAUUAAAUUAAUCUUUUUUUGUUUACAAUUCUUUAAAUUAGUUUUUAAUAAGUGUUUAUCUACAUGAUUUUGAUUUAUCAAAAACUAUUACAUAUAAAAAAGGUUAAUAAUGUAAUGUCAUGAUAAAAAGUUUUAUUUGUACAAAAAAUAAAUAAUUAAACGAAAUAACAAUUUUACAAUAAAUCCCUUGUGAUAUCUAUGAAAAUAAAAAAUAAUAAUAAUGAGUAACAUCACCUUUGCUUUUUCAAUAAAACAAAAUUAUGAUAAGAAUUUUGUGCAUGAUUGCGACGUAUCUGGAAUAAUAAUAAUAAUUAUGCAUUUAAAAAUGUUUAAAUUAACAGACUGUAAUUAACAGCAAGAUGCAAGGUGAUUAUUAACAAGGAUGAAUUAAUUAAUCAGAAUAGAGCAUUGAGUAAAUGAUAAAAUUCAACAUUUUGGUAUAGGUAGACCGCUUAGGGGGCGUCCAUAAAUUACGUGAGGUGUUUUUUGAAUUUUCUGUCCCAUCCCCCAAUCUCACGUAAGAUUUUUCAAAAUGUGGGUUUCUUACGUAAACGCGUUGGGAUUGUUAUUGUAAAAAGAAAAACAAUGCUUCGUGCUUUUAUUUACGACUAAUUAAGACUAUUAAUCAUUAUUACUGAGAUUUAAUAAACAUUACAAUCUGGAUUAAAUGGACCAAAAUAGUUUUUGUUUUGUUUCAAUCAGAAAAAAAAUUGCGUGAUAUUAUCCGAGACCCCCCCUCUCUCCAACGUAAGAUUAGAUAAGAUUUGACUCGACCCCCUCCCCCCCCCCCCCCCUUAAAAAUCUCACGUCAUUUAUAUACGUCCCCUUAACGGGGGUCGUGAGAGGUGCGGGCGGCGGGCACUUGUAAUUUUGACAAUUCGGUGUAUUACGUAAUAUAUACCAGUGCACUGGCCAGUGCUAAUGACGUCAUGAAUCGACGCUAUACUGGUGAAUUAUUCCGAAAUAUACAGGCCAGUCCACUGACAUCAUAAAUCUACGAAAUAUUAAAAAUAGUGCGAAUAAAGAAGAUUUUUUAUUCACCUCAUCAAUUAAUAGGAAUUAUUUUUGUUCUUGAAAUAAAAAAGAAAUAAAAUUCGAAUGCAUCUCACGCACGUACGUCGGUCAUAUGUCAUAUAUUAUUAUACGUAUAUUCGUUUUCCCGAUAAAAAUAUGGUAGCAAUUCAGUACAAUAUGGCGUCGGAUCCCUGACGUCAUUACCACUGGCCAGUAUACUGAUGUAUAUUUCGGAAUACACCCAAGAAUGUGCCUGCCGCCCGCACCUCUCACAGUGCCCGUUUUCUCCCUCCCCCACACCCUGUACCCCGCAGGCGAGGUCUCAGUUAUGCAGUUUACCUAUAGUAGGUACGAUAGGAAAAUAAAUUUUACUGUUGUACCUACUAAAUUAUGGCCGUUUGAGGUCCUAACGUACCACACCGCUUUUUGUACAAUUGUCAUAGCAAUAAAUUUUUUUGCCACACAGAGUUUAUUAUUAUGAUAAGAAAAUGAAGGAUGAAUUCGUUUACAGAAAACCAAAAAUCUACAAAAUUAAUAUGAUAGAUAGCAUUCAAUUCGGGCAAAAGAAAAUUUAUAAGAUAUAUUUUAUAUUGAUUUUAUUAGUCAAAUCAAUAGAAAAUUUAGUAAGUACAUACUUAUAUGAUACUUUAUGCUAUUAGUGUAUUUAAAACGUUGGAUAAAAAAACUGGCCAAGCGCGAGUCUAGCAUCGCUGUAUUAGGGUUCCGCCUCCGUGCAAUAACAAACCGCGAAAGAAAAAAUCAUUUGUUUGUUUUUCGUCACAACUUACAAAGUACUUUAUUAUGUAUCGAAGUUUUCAGUGUUGUUUAAAUACAGUAUAAGGGACAUCGUAUACAGAAAUUUCACAUUCGUAACUUGUUUCGGUUUUGAGAUAGACUCGUAACAAAAUUGGUCUUAAGAUUACAACUCUGACGGACCCCAUUUCUUUGUUAUUGAAAAAAACAACAACAAGCUCUAAUCUACUUUGUGUUCAGACGCGGUUGCUGCCUGAAAUUUUGAAGGGGAUCAAGACUUACAAUUUCAGCAGUCUUUUUAUUUGGGUAGAGAUAAUCUUUACAAACUUGAAUAAUGUUAAAUAAAUAAAUAAAUAUUUCCAACACUCACACCAAUUAGCCUAGCCCCAAAGUAAGCACUGUAAGGCUUGUGUUAUGGGAUACUAGGGUAACGGAUGGAAUACAUAUACUGAUACAUAAAUAAGUAUAUUUAUAUAGAAAUACAUAUUAAACAUCCAUGACUUGAGUACAAAUGCUCGUAUUCGUCACACAAACAUCUGCCCCCACCGGGAUUCGAGAACCCGGGACCUCUUGAGUAGGCGACACCUUGAAACCCGGCGUACAAACCCCUCGAUCACGGAGGUCGUCAAAUGAAUAAACAAAAAACGGUUAGGGCAUUUGACGUGUGCGAUUUUGGGGGUUACGUCACCUGUGACCCCAUUUAGGACCGCGCCUGGAUGUGUCACAUGGUGGCUUAAAAAAAUAACAGUUGCAUUUUCACGUCCCAAAAAUAAUUAAAUAGAAUUUUUAAAAAAUCGGUAUUGGGCAAGCAUUCCACGUAAAAUACCAAAAUUAAAAUUAUGUAACUCAUUCCAUCAACGAUCUAGAGAUACCAGUGACAUACGGACUGACAGAUGACAGAGUGACAGCAAUGGGGUUCUGUUUUACACUUUGGGUACGGAACCCUAAGAUAAUAGAAUCAAAUCUAAUACAGUAUUAAUUACAAAGUUCUGGAAUUCAGCGUUAAUUGCAAUAGCGCGUCAAAUAAGCAGAUUCAAUAUUUAAUUGUAAACACAUUUAAAACACAUCUCUUUUACUACCAUGUCACUUAAAAAUAUAUAAAGUUAUUCACAGAACAAUAUCAAUAACAACAUAAUUUAUUCCUAAAAAUGUUAUAUUUUGUGGUAAUAAAUAACUUCAUCACUUAAUUAAUAAAUUAUUUUGUUAGCUAACUAUAUUAUUUAUCAUCUAUACGAAUUAAGAUGAUGAUGGCAGUAUUAAACUGUUGCUUUUUUGUAUAAAAAAACGCUAACUAUGCUUCUAUCUAUUGUGUUGUGUUCAAUUACAUUUUCAUUUAUAAUAACUAUGGUCGUUCACGAAUGCGUGAACUUCUGCUACUAAUUUUAAUUAUCAUUAAUUAACAAGUAUACAGUUGUAUAUUUUAAUAUUGCGUAAGUUUUCAUCAAGCGAUUAUCCUUCCAAGUUAACAAGUACCUACACGAUUAUUAAAUUAUUUUAAAAAGACUACAAAUGAGCUGACGCUAUAAACGCCUUUUACGUAUAUAUAAAAGGCGUUUCUAAUUUUAACUAAGUAAAUAACUCAUGAAUAAAUGUGGUCUUCGAUUACAGCAUUUAAUAAUUCAUGAUCAUUGUUUUUUCAUGAUAUUUAUCUUACGAUUUACAAAUGAAGUAGCAAAAUGAAGAUAUAUACAAGGUCAGGUCAUAAGUAUUGUCACACAGUAAAAACUUUUCUUUUAGAAUGCUGGCCACAAAAAAGUUAAUUGAAUUCGAAUUUCGAAUUGUUCAUGAAAAUAAAAAUUGAUACUUUUUAGAAUUUUACUCAUUUUUAAAUACGGAGUGGACGUAUAAAGAAGAGUGAAGACCGUGUUGCAGUUAUUGCGGUGCAUCGUUGCGGUUACGCGCUAAUUCAAAUUUUUGACAUACUGAAAAAUUUGAAUAUAACCAAAAGAUUCGUUUAUCGUACCAUCAAACGAUACAAUGAAGACACUAGUGAGGAUGACAAGUCAAGAAGUGGUCGCCCUCGGUCCGUUAGGACUUCAGCAGUGAUAAAAUCUGUGAAGGCGCGAAUUCAAAGAAAUCCCAAACGUAAACAGAAACUGUUGGCCCUUCAGAUGGGGUUAAGCAGAACCACGGUGAAAAGGGUGUUAAAUGAAGACUUAGGGCUUCGUGCAUAUCGAAGAAAAACAGGACAUCGUUUGAAUGCUCGUCUAAUGGACCUGAGACUGAAGAGAUGCCGCGCUUUGUUGAAGUGCCCGCGUUGAGUACUCGGGAAAAAAAUAUCGGGUAAUUCUUUUUUCGGUUAAAAUUUUUUUUACCGUAGAAGAGAGCUACAACAAACAAAAUGAUAAGGUCUAAGUAAUAAAUAAAAUAAGUAAUGUAAGAUGUAAGCGAGCAACCGUAUUCCACGUGUCCAACGAGGUCAUUAUCCAUCCUCGCUCAUGGUAUGGUUGGGAGUUUCUUAUUGGGGCUUAACAGAGGUACAUUUUUGUGAGAAAGGUGUAAAAACGAAUGCAGUUGUGUAUCAAAAUACAGUCCUGACGAACCUUGUGGAACCUGUUUCGCAUACCAUGUUCAAUAACAGGCACUGGGUAUUCCAACAAGAUUCGGCGCCAGCUCAUAGAGCGAAGAGCACACAAGACUGGCUGUGAAAUCGUGAAAUCGACUUCAUCCGACACGAAGACUGGCCCUCCUCCAGUCCAGGUUUGAGUCCGUUAGAUUACGAGAUAUGGCAACACUUGAAGAAAAAGGCGUGCUCAAAGCCUCAUUCCAAUCACUCAAGACAUCUUUGAUUAAGGCAGCCGCCGAUAUUGAAAUGGACCUCGUUCGUGCUACGAUAGACGACUGGCCGCGCAGAUUGGAGGCCUGUAUACAAAAUCACGGAGGUCAUUUUGAAUAAACUUUAUUGUCUUAAUUGUCAUAAGAAUCUAUGUUUUGUUAAGUUCAUUUUAGUAUAUAAAUGGUUACAUAAUGAAUAAACUUGUUUUAAUUAUUUUAUAUUAAACAUGUGACAGAAUUUAUGACCUGACUAGGUAUAUACUUAUUUUUUCGAUUAUUUCAUCAGGAGUCUUUGAAAUCAUUAUUUAAAGUCGCUGAAUAAAUAAUAAAUAUUUGCAGGUCAAGUUACGUAAGAACCUUAGUCACCCUGAAAAUAUUUAUAAUUAAAUGUUGUUGUCGGUUACAGGCUGCAGAAGUUCGCUUAAUAAAAUUGAAAUGCCUUUUUGGUGACUAAUCGCUUAGUGUAAACUGUCCCAGUAAAAUUAGUUAAACUGUUUUUAUUGACGGUUGUGUAUACUACAGCAGUUUCGUAUUAAGGUAACUAGUGCGUUUCCAUUCCUCUAUUAAAUUACGGGUCUGUCUGAGGGCUACUCUGCUCGUUUAGCUGGUCGUAUUGAAUGACGGUACUGCAUUCUUGCGCUAUGAAUGUAUAUAAUGACAUUCCUUUUUAAAUAAGCUAUACCAUUAUAUUAUCAAAUAUCAAACAAUUCAUAGGCGAUUCGCUAACUGUACUAUUGAAAUCCAGAUAAAUAUACAAGUAGGUAAUGAUAAAUUUUACUACAAUAGUACUUAUAUAACAAGGCUUUAGGCUUAUGUAAACUAAUUUCGAUUAAAAGUAUACGUUUGUGAUGAUUAAAUAGGUAGGUAAAGUUAGUUAUUGGAUUUCAACAGUCAAAUCUAGCCCAUUAAAACUAAAAGGCCUGUACAAAUUUCUAUCUACUCUUACUCUAAACAAUAUUACAGACCGUUUAUUAUGUAACGAAAGUACUUUUGCUGCGAUCAAGCAAACAAAAGCGAGCGAACUCGCAGCGAAUCUCAUUUAAAUCACAUCCUCACGCCGAUUGAGUCGCAUCUUCGAACGAUAUGAAUAGUUCAAUACCAGUCACGUGUUCGGUGCGACUGUCGUAUCAGCCUCGGAUCACGCCUAGCGCGCUCGGGGCUCUAACACGAGCGUCAACUUCGGGUCGAACAGUUUGAACAGGGGCGGGAGUCGGCUAGAGGCACGCGUGAGGGUUGUGUGAGCACCACUGCGGCCACAACGGCGCCGCCCGCACCCCGCGCUCCACCAGCCGCGCGCGCUGCGUGUUCAGUCUCAGGUACACGUCUGCCGCCGCGCCUUCCGCACGGUCCGACCACAGCCUCUCCGCCAGAGCCGCAGUCCGCGGCCACAUGCGCGCGUCCAGCCCGCCCGGACUCAACUGCUCGGUCCACUGGCACGCGGCGCCCCCGUCCACCCGCCAUGCCAGCCCCUCUCCCGUGCUUCCCUCUUCCACCCACGGCCUGUGCUCGUACAUCUGUUGCCAGGACCGGUACGGCCCGCAGUGGCCGUCGCUGCUGUCCCGCCACGAGCCGAACCCGCAGUCGAGGUACCACGCGUCCACGUGCGAUAUCACCGAUCGGAAGCCGGCGUCCAGCACCGCUCGCGAUUCGGGCCAACGGGACGCACCCCACACUUGCACGCCCAGGUUUUUAGAAUCUAGUUGUUCCAGGUACGGAGAACGCGUGAGACGCGACGACCAGAGUAGCGUCAAUUCUGGAAUUUUUCCACCGUUCGCCCGUUCUAGGGCUGCCAUGGCGCGUCGUGUGAAUUCGAGCCACAGUUCCAUUGGGUCGGUGUCGUUGAAGUGUUGCGACCAACAGCGUUCGGAAACCUCGUCACCUCCGAGAUGAAAGAGAUCGUCGACACCGGUGACUUGAAUGAUCUCAGCGUAUAUGCGCUCGAGAAGGUCGUACACGUGAGGGUUACGAGGGUUCAGCUGGCCACAGGGAGGUUCGCCGCAGAAGGCGCCCCACGGUUCCACCUCGAUGCAGUAGGCCAGGUGGCCGAGCCCGGCGGCGGGGCCCCAGCUCCAGGCUCGACCGACGUGCGCGGGGGCAUCUACCUCCAACAACACUCUUAUGCCACGAAGUCUCGCUCGGUGCACUACUGCCUUCACAUCUUCCAUGGUGUAUAUAGCGCCCGGUCCAUAAGCACCGUGCUGUGCUAACUGCGGUACACUGUUUAAUCUCAACGGAAAUGACUGCGAGUCGCUCACGUGCCAGUGAAACGUGUUCAAUUUGCAGGCGGCCAUCGCGUCUAUAGUUCUUAUUAAAUCGGCGACCGGGAAAAAAUUUCGCGCGGUGUCGAGCAGCAGGCCUCUAAAACUAAAUCGUGGUGCGUCCUCCACGGUAGCAGCUUCGAGAAUCAGUAGCGAAUUUGCAUACGGGUCGAGCCAUACGAGUUGCGACAGUGUUUCGAAGCCGUGUCGUGCGCCGCAGAAAGAACGAGCGGUUAUGUCUACUGUCAAGGAGUUUCCUACGGGCCGGAGAGUAAGUUUGUAGCUUUCGUCCGUGUUGAGUCGCAUGCGUGGAUCUCCUGUGCCAUUGAUUGCGACGCGCACGUGGACGGACCGCGGGGUGCCGAUGUCACUGCGUCGGAUUUCGCUGUUGACGCUCUUUUCAAGAGAUUUCAUGUCUUCCCGCAUUAGAGCGAAGGCGUCGUUGAGAUGUUGGGUGACUUCAAUUGAUGGAGAGCUGAUGACCUUGAGGAAAAAGGAGCCUGAUUUGACGGGGGUGGCGGCAGUGGCGAGGCUAACAGGGCCCGUCGGCUGCGGCCACAAUUGUGUGGACGCACAGAGCAUGUUGCAAGUCUGUAGCGAUUGUAGUGUCGAUGUUUCUGAUGCUUGUAGCCGCUCGCAGCGGUCGUUCCGACAAAUCCAUGUCCAUUGUGGAUCCGUACCUCUGAAAAACAAG
Molecule: messenger RNA, 18321 nt
Organism: Chilo suppressalis (striped riceborer)
Lineage: Eukaryota; Metazoa; Arthropoda; Insecta; Lepidoptera; Crambidae
Source: the annotation of a GenBank genome assembly